UCUCUCUCUCAGGUAUGAUCUGGCUCUCUCUUGUCUCUGAGCUCGCCUCCAUAGCUCUCCUCUCUCUCAGUUUUGUUCUGUUCCUGGCUCAGCUCAGUGCUUCUGGUCUCUAUGCUGGCAGUUCUGUCUGUGGACUCAGACUCAGCUCUUUCUCUGCGGUCUUCACUGUGCUGUCGGGGUUGCUCGGGAUGGUCGCUCACAUGAUGUACACGCAGGUGUUUCAGGUCACGGCUUCUCUGGGUCCUGAAGACUGGAAGCCGCACAGCUGGGAUUUCUCCUGGGCUUUCUACCUCGCUUGGGCCUCGUUCACCUGCUGCAUGGCGUCAGGGAUCAGCACCCUCAACGAUUACACCAAGACUGUCAUCAUGAAAAGGGGCGGGGCCAGACCGGAGGAGGGGGAGGAGCCAGGGGGGAAGAUCGCAGACUUUUACCAGCCGGCCCCACCCCCCUCCCUGCCCUGCCUCUCCACCCUCAGCCCUUAUUACCAGCCCCCCCGAUGCCCCCUCCCUGCCCCCGGUCUCUGCAGCGAGCUCAGAGAGGCGGUCCUCCAGCGGGAGUCCUCCCAGGAGCAGGAGGGUAUCCCACAAUCCUCUGGGGGCGAGGAGCUGUUGUGAGGCGGUAGGAAACUGCGACCCCUGUGGCGGCCAUUUUGGCUCUGUGCUCUGUAGUGUUUAAUAGUAUUGGAGCUCCGUGUUGGAGCCGCAAUGGCACAGUUUCAGAUUGUAUUGAGAUAGAGGCGCAGAUAACUGUACUGUUUAAUAAAGCUGGUUGAGCCGGA
This is a messenger RNA of Polyodon spathula (Mississippi paddlefish), 778 nucleotides long. RefSeq names its product germ cell-specific gene 1-like protein. Gene Ontology annotation, cellular component: plasma membrane. The transcript has 3 exons. The record is from RefSeq and is a predicted model, not a curated record. NCBI's taxonomy places the organism in Eukaryota, Metazoa, Chordata, Actinopteri, Acipenseriformes, Polyodontidae. The coding region runs from base 15 to 614 and encodes 199 amino acids.